AUGCGCGUCGCGCGACUCUGCUCCCUUGGCUGGGUCGUCCCCAAAGUUGAAGCUGCCGGCUUCAAGGUUAAGAACAUUGACGUCCUCGGCAUUGCACUUUUCUGUGAGCCGUCCGCCCCUCAUCUCCAAAUGCCAGAUGAUGACCUAUCUGACCAGUACAAAAUUCGGGACAUUGUUGACGCCACUCCCCACCCCACGCUUGUGCAAUAUCUUACAGCACACGUGUAUGCCACGUCCAGCUCAACCGUCAUUCACUGCCUCCGGGUCUCAUUCCCACGAUACACUAAAUUAAAGCCCAGUGGAGUAUAUUAG
Suillus subalutaceus is the source of this 312-nucleotide messenger RNA. RefSeq lists its product as uncharacterized. The transcript has 2 exons. The record is from RefSeq and is a predicted model, not a curated record. Bases 1 to 312 code for a protein of 103 amino acids. Lineage: Eukaryota; Fungi; Basidiomycota; Agaricomycetes; Boletales; Suillaceae.